This is a messenger RNA of Prunus mume (Japanese apricot), 549 nucleotides long. NCBI's taxonomy places the organism in Eukaryota, Viridiplantae, Streptophyta, Magnoliopsida, Rosales, Rosaceae. The record is from RefSeq and is a predicted model, not a curated record.
AUGGUCAGUCCUUGGCCAUUCGCCCAGUGGGGACUUGACCUCAUUGGACCUAUGCCCGAAGGCAAAGGCCAGGUCAAGUACGCCGUCGUGGCCGUCGACUACUUCACUAAGUGGGCUGAGGCAGAGGCCCUAGCCACCAUCACCGCUGCCCGCAUUGAGGCGUUCGUUUGGCAAAAUAUCGUGUGCCGCUUCGGCAUCCCUAACGCCAUCGUCACGGACAACGGUCGGCAAUUUGACAACGCAAAAUUUAGGCAGUUUUGUUCCAACCUCAAGAUAAAACUUUGCUUCGCUUCUCCAGCCCAUCCUCAGUCCAAUAGCCAGGUCAAAGCCGUGAACAAAAUUAUCAAGAAAACCCUGAAGACCAAGCUUGACAAAGCCAAGGGUUGCUGGCCAGAGCUACUCCCAGAGGGUACCCUGGGCCCUGCGUGGGAAGGUCCAUAUGAGAUCACCAAGGUUUGCCGCCCCGGGACUUAUCAGCUUCGGGAUCUCAAGGGCAAAACCUUGCCUCACCCUUGGAACGCCGACCAUCUCAAGUACUACUACAAGUAA